AUGUACCAUCAUUUCUCCCUUUUAAACGGUGGUAUACGAGGUUGCGGCAGUGGCAAGUACCUGGACAUAAACCCGUCAGUUUUCACGGUUGGUGGAGACAGAUGCACAAGGCUCACAGCACAAGCCAGACAACAUAACAAUGAGCCUAAGGAACCAAAUAAGUCACCAACCAGUGAUACACUAGACUCAAGGGUCGCAGAUAGAAAAAGGAAAGAAAGAAUUAGGCAAAUCAAAGAAAUGCUCAAUAAAGGAAUACCUCCUCUAAGUGUUUCCAGACGGCCGCCUUUCCCUAUUGUGAGGACAAAUAAACCUGAACCAAUAGCUAAAAGUCAUCCAAAGCUUAUGUCUCUUGAGCUUUUCAAUCCAGCUACAGACGACAUGGACAGCGAUUCUAGUGGUGUUUCUUCGCCUGACUCCGUAGAUAGCGUGAUCAGCGUUAUUCCCGAUGAAUUGAGGAAAACUGCUAUGGAAAAAGAUUUGCCAAACCCGUCUACAACAGAAGAAAAGAAAGACAACACACCGCUGAAUACAUCGGAUAAAUCCAAUUCAUCAUCACCUGCACAAAGUCUGAUAGAGGCAGCUGCUGAGGUCGCUCACUCAUUGGACGAAACUUGCGAAACUGUCAUACAAUCCAAAGACAGAUCUAGGUCCCAAUCCCACACUAGUUCCAGUGGAAGCUCCUCGAGCCUAGAGCGUCUCUCGCCUGGCCGACGUUCAAAAGACAGAUCGCCUAAACAGGGAAGUACAAGUAAUUCUACAUGGAGCCUAAACAGACUAUCCCCGAACCGACUAGAUGGACGUUCACUGGACGAAAAGAGUCACAGGAGUCCAACAAGACUACCAUACGAUUCAAUCUCCAUAUCUAGCACCGAUUCAGAAAAAUCUAUUUCCAAAUCUGAAAGUUUUAACAGAAAUAUUGCCAACGAACCAUUGGUGACGUGCAAAUCGGAUAUGUUGGCCAAAGAAGAGGAUUGGAUUGUUGAACAAGAACGUAAUCAACAUCUAACCGAAUUCGCUGAGAAACUCAGCGAAAAGCUACUCCAAGAAAUUGAUGAAUACUCGAAACGUAUAAAUGAAGACGACUUUGACUUGCCAAGCAGUAGUAGCAGUGAAAAAAGUAUUUCACUCCGUCUUAAACGAGAAGAAGAGGAUAGGAAUACACAAAAAAUACUCGACGAGCUCUCUGAUAGUUUGCAACAUCUAGAAGAGCCUUAUGCUAAUAAAUUGAGCACAGAAAUGCACGGCCUAAAAUUAAGCACAAAUGAAAAAAGAUACAUACCACUAAGCGACACUCAAGAGACAGAUAUAAAUAAAUUAUUCCCUAAAUGUGGUUCUAAAACUAAGAGCAAAAAGAGGUCAAAGGAUGUUGAUCCAAUAAUUAACAAAUAUAGAGAAUUAAAAAAAUCCAUGAAAGUAACCAGCGAUGAAGAUAUUUACCUUAAUAAUUGUGCCAACAUACAAUAUAAUGUUACGAAAAUAGUAACGGAUGAGAAGUUGCCUGAAAUCACUGAUAUCAAGAAUCCAGACGACGAUAGCGCUAUUUCGUCAAGCAACGGUAACCCGGAAAUCACUAUAGAAUCAGGAACGUACGACACUAGUCAAUCUUUAGAAACGGGCUACUCUUUAGAAUCCGAGAUAAGUGUAGACUCACUAUGUACCAGUACAGAUAAACGUUCUUCUUUAAAAGUUGGCCAGUCCACCGACUCCAGUGAUUUGGACAAAAUGGAAAUUAGUCCUGAAUCUGUAACAUCCAGAUCGAGUGCCAGUACAGCGCCUUUGAAAUCCGGUUUCUCAGUUGAAUCAAGCGACACUUCAGCCGGCAGCGAUUGGAGUAGACGAGACAAAACCGGCAGCACGGCUUCCUUGGGCUGCGCAAGUCUAAACUCCUUACCGUCAUGCAGCGAAUGUUCCAGAGAGAAGAAACUACUAGAAAAACGAUCUUCCUCCGAAGAUACUGCGACGGUACCCGCGGAAACUUGCAGGGCUGUCACGCAUGCGCCUCUUUUACCAUCACUGAGCGAUGCAUCUGAUAGUUUGCCAUCAGAGGGAGGUGCUGUAACCCUACAUCGUUAUUACCAUGUUUUCAAGAAAGGUGAACUCGAUCAAUUAAUCGAGCAGUACGUGGAGAGUCUGCAUGUCGUAUCGUCGUACUACGAUCAGGCGAGCUGGUGCGUUGUGGCCGAGAAAGUGCAAGUGUGGACGAUCUAA
Papilio polytes (common Mormon) is the source of this 2208-nucleotide messenger RNA. It is a transcript of the gene fid, whose product is annotated as dentin sialophosphoprotein-like. The record is from RefSeq and is a predicted model, not a curated record. Lineage: Eukaryota; Metazoa; Arthropoda; Insecta; Lepidoptera; Papilionidae. Gene Ontology annotation, cellular component: cytoplasm; nucleus. The transcript is spliced from 5 exons. Gene Ontology annotation, molecular function: tRNA binding. Gene Ontology annotation, biological process: tRNA wobble uridine modification. The coding region runs from base 1 to 2208 and encodes 735 amino acids.